Messenger RNA from Neopelma chrysocephalum (saffron-crested tyrant-manakin), 1607 nucleotides. RefSeq names its product peripherin-like. Lineage: Eukaryota; Metazoa; Chordata; Aves; Passeriformes; Pipridae. The record is from RefSeq and is a predicted model, not a curated record. Gene Ontology annotation, cellular component: plasma membrane; type III intermediate filament; axon. Bases 1 to 1569 code for a protein of 522 amino acids. The transcript is spliced from 10 exons.
AUGGAGGAGGGGGAGUUCUCGGAGGCCCGGGAGGAUAUGGCUGCCCUGGAGAAGGAUUACGAGGAGUCGGGGGUCCGUGUCUCCCGAACACCCCCGGCCCCUCUUCCCCCCCCGCACCUGAUGCUGCACCCUCGAGACGGGACCCACCAACCCCCCUCUCCCCGCACUCCCAGGGGGUCUCCGGGCCCCUCCGAAGGGGAAUUCCUGCAGCCCCCCGUCCCGCAGCCGCUCUCCCCGCCCCCGGGAGGGGACAUCCGCAACCUCCGGUCCUCCCCCCGACAGGGAGACCCCUCCCCUCUCCUCCGUACCCCCGGGUGCCCCCAGCGGGGCGGAGCCGCUGUCCUCUAUAAACAGCCGGUACCGGCGGCCGCCGCCCUCCCGGUUGGUGCCAUGAGCCGCCGCGAUCGCGACCCCCGGGCGCCGCCGCCCCUCCCCGUGGCCCCGGGGCGGCUGGCGGCGGCGGCGGCGGCGCGGGGCGCGGAGCGGGAGGAACUGGCGGCGCUGAACGAUCGUUUCGCCGCUUUCCUGGAGCGGGUGCGGGCGCUGGAGCGGCAGAACGGGACCCUCCGCGCCGCCCUGGGCCGCGCCGCCGCCGCCACCGGGCCCCGCACCGGGCUGGUGCAGGGGGAGCUGCGGGGGCUGCGGGAGCGGCUGGAGCGCCUCGGCCGCGACCGGGACCGGCUCCAGGCCGAGCGGGACGGGCUCGCCACCGACCUGGCGGCCCUGCGGCAGCGGCUGGAAGAUGAGACACAGAAGCGCGAGGAUGCAGAGAAGACCCUGGUGCUGUUCCGCAAGGACUUGGACCACGCCACGCUGUCCCGCCUGGAGCUGGAGCGCAAGGUCGAGCUGCUCAUGGACGAGAUCGGCUUCCUCAAGAAGCUGCACGAGGAGGAGCUGCGGGACCUGGAGGUGAGCGCCCCGAGCCCGGCGGGGCCGGCGGAGGUGGAGGUUUGCAAACCCGAGCUGACGGCGGCGCUGCGAGAGAUCCGCACCCAGUACGAGAGCAUCGCCGUCAAGAACCUGCAGGAGGCCGAGGAGUGGUACAAGUCCAAGUUCGCCGACCUCUCGGACGCGGCCAACCGCAACCACGAGGCCCUGCGCCUGGCCAAGCAGGAGAUGAACGAGUCCCGGCGGCACAUCCAGAGCCUGACCUGCGAGGUGGACGGGCUGAAGGGCAUGAACGAGGCGCUGCAGCGGCAGAUGCGGGAGAUGGAGGACGAGUUCGGGGAGGAGAUCGGGAACUACCAGGACGCAGUGGGGCGGCUGGAGCAGGAGAUCCAGCAGAUGAAGGAGGAGAUGGCGCGGCACCUGCGCGAGUACCAGGACCUGCUCAACGUCAAGAUGGCCCUGGACAUCGAGAUCGCCACGUACCGCAAGCUGCUGGAGGGCGAGGAGAGCCGGAUCACCGUGCCCAUGCACCCAACCACCUCCUUCAGCAUGAGAAGCUCAGUGCUGGAGCCCCAGCCUGCGGAGAUCCCGGCACGGAGGACGGUGCUCAUCAAAACCAUCGAGACCCGGGACGGGCAGCAGGUGGUGACAGAGUCGCACAAGGAGCGAGCGGGGAAGUGACGGAGGGGACCCGCCCCGGGGGCGGCUCUGCCGGACCC